Molecule: messenger RNA, 1017 nt
Organism: Colletotrichum destructivum
Lineage: Eukaryota; Fungi; Ascomycota; Sordariomycetes; Glomerellales; Glomerellaceae
Product: Putative 6-phosphogluconate dehydrogenase, NADP-binding, 6-phosphogluconate dehydrogenase, domain 2
Exons: 2
Coding region: 1-1017 (338 amino acids)
Molecular function (GO): NAD binding; NADP binding; oxidoreductase activity, acting on the CH-OH group of donors, NAD or NADP as acceptor
Source: RefSeq, a predicted model, not a curated record
AUGGCAGCAAAACAGGUGGGCUGGAUUGGCCUUGGGUCCAUGGGUAUCGGCAUGUCCCGGAAUCUCCAAAAGUUCAUCUCUUCGUCUGGAGCGCCGAGUUUAAUCUACACGAACAGAACACUGUCGCGUGGCGAUUCAUUGAAGGAACUGGGCGCGAUUCCAGCGGAGACAGUGGGCGAGGUAGCAAGGAAGUCCGACGUGAUUUUCUCUUGUGUGAGCAACGACGCCGUUCUCCAAGAUACAGCGAACGAAAUUAUCAAAUCCGGAGACAUCACGAACAAAAUCUAUGUCGACUGUUCUACCGUCCACCCCGACACCUCGGCUGCCAUAUCGAAACAAAUCACUGAGGCUGGUGGACAGUUUGUUGCUGGUGAGUGCCAAUCACGCAAAUCAUUUUCUGAUCUGGCCGGCGAAGAAACUAAACUCCACCAAGCUCCCGUAUUCGGCGCUGCGCCGAUGGCCGCGGCCGGCAAGCUCAUCUUCGUUACCGCCGGUCCCGAAUCCGCAACGUCGGCGAUCUCCUUAUACCUCACCGGCGUCAUGGGCCGCUCUGUUAUCCCGAUGGGUACCGACGUAACCAAAUCGAGUCUGCUCAAGAUUGCUGGCAACAUUGUUGUCGUCUCCUUCAUGGAGGUCCUUUCGGAGGCUCAUGUAUUCGCUGAGAAGACCGGGCUCGGAUCACCAGUGUUGGAGAAUAUGGUAUCAGACAUGUUUGGCCCCGUCCUAGAAAGCUAUAGCAAGCGUAUCACGAGCGGCUCAUACGCUCCGCCGCCCGAUGGUAAGGCCGGCUUCGAUGUUGCGCUGGCAAUGAAGGACUUGAGGCAUGCACUCACCUGUGCCAAGGACGCGGGUACAAGGUUGGAAACGUGCGAGGCGGCGUUGAGGCAUAUGGAGAAGGCAAGGGAAUUCGAGACCGAGCGACCACUAGAUAGCAGCUCCAUGUACGGAGCAGUGCGUCUGGAGUCUGGACUGGACUUCUACUCGGACGCCUGCAAGGAGAGGGAUGCUAAGAAGUAG